AUGAGGAUCUCUUAUUUGAUGUAUUGUUUAAAGAGAUUGUGAAUUGAAGCAAUUUUGUUUUAAUUGUAGUGCGUUUCUUGCCUAAGUAUCUGAGUAAUUAGUGUACUUUUAAAAUUUCGGGAACAUUUAUUUGUAUGAACACAGUUUGCAAUGCUUUAUACCAAAAAGUUUUAGUUUUCUGUUUACCGGGAAUGUGCUACGGGAGAGGAACAAAGUGACAAGUUAUCGUUUGUUCUGGCUGUUGAAGAUCUUGGCGGCUUUUUGUUUUCGUCUAAAUAAAUAUGGUCAUUGUAAGAAAAUAUACUAGUACAUGGUUUGCGAUGCAAUAGUGACAAAAUGGUGCCUAUUGCAGGCUUCGUAGCUAGCUGUAGAACGUAGCCUUAAUUUUUUUUGUUUUUAUUUUGAUAUCCAUGUUAGAAGUGCUUGGAAAAUUACAUACUGCAUUUACACCCCUGAAUGGAUUAUAGACGGUCGGCCAAGAAGGCGAACUACACGGACGGCAGCGACAGGGACGACAGCUCCACCAGUGACUUCAACGAUGACGAGGACCCAGACAACAUUGAGGUGCCAGGGGGCGGCAAGGACCUGGCCACGGCGGCCGCGGUGGGCCUGCUGAAGGAGGAGGUGAAGGAAGAGCCAGCGGAGGACGGCAAGGUCAAGCCGGAUCCCGCCCCGUCAGCAGACGAGGCUACGGGCUCGUCAGCCCCCGCCCCCAACAAGGUGCCCAAGGGGCUGGUGACGAAGGGGGCCGCGUCCUUGGGCUACGAGAAGGUGCCGGUGGGGGCGUCGGGCCCCGCGGGCAACGACGUGGGACCCAGCGGCGGGGCGGCGGCGACCGGCAUGGGGCACGGCCAGGGCCCCUACCCUCCGUUCCCCGGCUCGGCGGGCAUGAUGGGCGCCAUGGGCGGGCUCAACUUCUACCCCGGUAUGGGCAUGCCGGGGCUGGCGGGCAUGCCGGCCGGCAACCUGGGCACCGGUGGUGGUGGGGCCGGUGGCGGGCCGAUGCCGAACUCGCCCGAGGCUCAGCUCUUCCGGCAGACCAUGGAGAUGAUGGGCAUGGCCGGCAUGAACAUGAACAUGGGCAUGAACCCCAUGAACAUGAACAUGAACAUGGGCAUGAACCCCUUCCUGAUGGGGCAGAACAGCGCCCUGCUGACCCACCUGCUGUCCCAGGGCGGCAUGAACAUGGGAGCCCUGGGAGGCCUGAACCGCAUGAUGCCCGGCUACCAGGGCUGGCCCCAGGGGGCGCAGCCCCAGUUCUACAUGGGGCAUGACAAGAUGUCGGGUGUGCAUGAAGAGGAAGAAAACGACGAUGAAGACAUGGGCGUAGCGGAGACUUAUGCAGACUACAUGCCAUCCAAGUUGAAGCUGGGCAAGAAGCACCCCGACCCGGUGGUGGAGACGGCGUCCCUGUCGAGCGUGGAGCCCCCGGAGGUGUGGUACAACCUGUCCCUCCCGGAGGAGACCAUCAAGAGUGGCUGGCUGUCUGCCCUGCAGCUGGAGGCCAUCACGUACGCCUCUCAGCAGCACGACCACUUCCUGCCCGACGGCAGCCGCGCCGGCUACCUCAUCGGUGACGGCGCUGGUGUCGGCAAAGGCCGCACGAUCGCCGGCAUCAUCUUCGAGAACUACUUGAAAGGCCACAAGCGCGCCAUCUGGGUGUCGGUGUCAAACGACCUGAAGUACGACUCGGAGAGGGAUCUGCACGAUAUAGGUGCCACCAAGAUAGAGGUUCAUCCUCUCAACAAGUUCAAGUACGGCAAGAUCUCGUCGGCAGCCAACGGCAACGUGAAGAAGGGGGUGAUCUUCUCGACGUACUCGGCCCUGAUCGGGGAGUCGACCCAGUCGGGCGGCAAGUACAAGACGCGCCUGAAGCAGCUGCUGCAGUGGUGCGGGGAGGACUUCGAGGGCGUGGUGGUGUUCGACGAGUGCCACCGCGCCAAGAACCUCUGCCCCUUCGGCUCGUCCAAGCCCACCAAGACGGGCCUCACCGUGGUCGAGCUGCAGAACAAGCUGCCCAAGGCGCGGGUGGUGUACGCCUCUGCCACGGGCGCCUCGGAGCCCCGCAACAUGGCGUACAUGACCCGCCUGGGCAUCUGGGGCGAGGGCACCCCCUUCCCCGACUUCAACGACUUCAUCACCGCCGUGGAGAAGAGGGGCGUGGGGGCCAUGGAGAUAGUGGCCAUGGACAUGAAGCUGCGCGGCAUGUACAUCGCGCGGCAGCUCAGCUUCCACGGCGUGGGCUUCAAGAUCGAGGAGGUGCCCUUGGCGGAGGACUUCAUCAAGGUGUACGACACGUCCGUGAAGCUGUGGGUGGAUGCGAUGCAGAAGUUCACGGAGGCAGCGGAGCUGAUCGACGCGGAGAACCGCAUGAAGAAGACGAUGUGGGGCCAGUUCUGGUCGUCGCACCAGCGCUUCUUCAAGUACCUGUGCAUCGCGGCGAAGGUGAACCACGCGGUGGUGACGGCGCGAGAGGCCGUCAAGUGCGGCAAGUGCGUGGUGAUCGGGUUGCAGUCGACGGGCGAGGCACGCACGCUCGAACAGCUGGAGAAGGACGACGGCGAGCUGACGGACUUCGUGUCGACCGCCAAGGGCGUGCUGCAGUCGCUGGUGGAGAAGCACUUCCCCGCGCCCGACAGGAACAGGAUCCACCGCCUGCUGGGGCUGGAGUCCCCCCGCAAGGACAAGAGCCUCAACGGCCACGGCCAGCUGGACCCGGACGCCGGCAGCUCCUCCGGCAAGAGGAAGUCCGCUCGUCAAGCCGUCCGGCGCGCAGCAGCGAAGCACAUGAAGUUCGACUCGUCUGAGUCGGAGUUUGAGUACGAGCGGGACAGUGACAACAGCUCUGGUUCGGAGUUCAAGCUCACAGCGACGGAGUCGGACAACAGCGAGAGCCCCUCCGAGGACAGCAACGCCAGCUCCGACUUCAACCCCUUCUACGGCGACAGUGACUCGGAUGCCGACCCCUGGGACCGGCGCAAGAAGAAGGGCCGCAAGCACAAGCAAUCGAAGAAGGGCCAGUCGACGCAGGACAAGAUCAGCUCGCUGCUGGCGUCGAAGGCGGGCUCGCGCAAGUCGGGCGGCAAGCACGGCCGCAAGGGGGAGGGGAAGCAGCGGCCGCCGUCGCCGCUGCGCGACGCGGUGGAGCGAGCGUGCUGCAUGAAGGAGGACCUGCUGCAGCAGAUAGAGAUGCUGGGCGAGAAGCUGCCGCCCAACACGCUGGAUCAGCUAAUCGAUGAGCUGGGCGGCCCCGAGAAUGUGGCCGAGAUGACUGGGCGCAAGGGUCGGGUGGUGCAGACGGAAGAUGGCAUCCAGUACGAGUCGCGGUCCGAGGUCGAUAUCCCCUUGGAGACGCUCAAUCUCACAGAGAAGCAGAGGUUCAUGGACGGCGUGAAGGACGUGGCCAUCAUCUCCGAGGCGGCGUCGAGCGGCAUCUCGCUGCAGAGCGACCGCCGGGCUCGCAACCAGCGACGCAGGGUGCACAUCACCCUGGAGCUGCCCUGGAGCGCCGACCGCGCCAUCCAGCAGUUCGGGCGCACCCACCGAAGUAACCAAGUGAACGCGCCGGAGUACAUCUUCCUCAUCUCGGAGCUGGCCGGCGAGCAUCGGUUCGCCUCCAUCGUCGCCAAGAGGCUGGAGAGUCUGGGGGCGCUGACGCACGGGGACAGGCGGGCCACGGAGACGCGGGACCUCUCCAGGUUCAACAUCGACAACAAGUACGGGCGGGCGGCCCUGGAGGCCACCAUGAAGACCAUCAUGGGCUACGAGGCCCCGCUGGUGCCGCCCCCGCAGGACUACAAGGGCGACUUCUUCAAGGACGUCGCGGACGCUCUGGUGGGCGUGGGCCUCAUCAUCAACAGCAAGAACAUGCCGGGCGUCCUGAUGCUCGACAAGGACUACAACAACAUGAGCAAGUUCCUCAACAGGAUCCUGGGCAUGCCGGUGGACCUCCAGAACAGGCUGUUCAAGUACUUCACAGACACGCUGAGCGCCAUCAUCGCCCAGGCCAAGAAAUCCGGUCGCUUCGACAUGGGCAUCCUAGACCUGGGCACGACGGGGGAGAACGUGAAGCGGGUGAAGCUGUACACGUUCGUGCGCAAGCACGCCACGGGGGUGGCCAGCACGCAGCUGCACAUCGUGCAUGUGGAGCGCGGCCUCAGCUGGGAGGACGUGCUGGAGCAGUCCAAGGAGCUGACGGGCCCCGCGGAGGGCUUCUACCUGUCGCACCAGGUGCGCAACAGCAAGCAGACGGCCAUCCUGGCGGUGGCGGUGGAGUCCCCCACGCCGAGCGCCAAGAAGGAGACGGACAAGAAGAGCAAGAAGGACCAGCUGUACACCAUCUACAGGCCCAACACCGGCCUCCAAAUGCGGCAGGAGACGCUGGGAGAACUGGAGAAGAAGUACAAGAAGGUGACGGAGAAGGAGGCUGAGGAGUCCUGGACGCAGCAGUACGAGUCAUCCCUCAGCACCUGCUCCCAUGCCUACUGGCGCGGCAACUGCAAGAACGUGAUGCUGGGGCUGGACUGCGAGGUCGGCCUGCGCAGGCGCACGUACAACGUGCUGGCCGGCUCCGUGCUGAGCGUGUGGGCGCGCGUCGAGAACGUGCUGGCCUCGCGCACGGGCCACAACUCCAAGAUGCAGGUGGUGCGGCUGCGCACCGGCGAGGGCGUCAAGAUUGUCGGCACGCUGAUCCCCAAGAGCUGCGUGGACGCGGUGAGGGAUGCGCUCUCCUCUGAUUCCGAGAAGACAGACGAGGAGACCUUCUGAGCAGACUCCUCCCUGCUGUGCGUGCGAGAUCUGUGUGCGUGUCGUCAGGGACUGCCCCGCCCGGUUGCGAGCGCCGGCCGGCGCCGUCUCGGGGCUCGGGCCCACCCUCUACUUCUGCUACAGUGGUUUCUGGUCGCUCCCCGCGGGGCCCGCGACACUUUCCUACACUGCUUGUGUCGUCUAACCCAAGAAGUUUACUUGACAGUUCGGUUAGAUUUUUAUAUACAAACAAACUGUAUUCCAUCAUUUUAUCAUUAUAAUUACAACCCCUUGAAGUAUUAAAGAAAAUAGGAGUAAAAAUGGAAGCGUUGUGUUAAGUGCAGCCGUCUAUUAAUACAGUGUGUUGUUUUCCAACAUGUUGAGUGCGGUAAGUACCCUUAGUAGGUAGAAUACGCAUGGAUGUUGCAAUCCCCUUCUUACAUUUUUCAGACUAUCAGAAAAAUAAAAAAAUGCAUUAACUAUUAAAAGGGUAAAUAUCAAAUUAUAUUAAAAAUAACCUGACAUUCGAAGGUUGUCCAAUUUUAACUCAUUAUCACCAUCUUACAAAGCAUGUUGUGGAAGUGAUUUUGUUAGGGACAUAAUAAAUACUGUAUACGAAAAAGGACUGUACACUCUGUUGUUCAGAAAUACACACUGUAGUACAGUUGUAUCGUACUGUGUACAAUUGGCUGGUGGUCACGAAACAGUAUUGUGUCGGACAUGAGUGAACAAAAUGCUAUGUAAUGUCUUGAUGGUUUGCCUCCUGGACUUAUUUGGAAAUGUGCUGCAUUUUUGUUGACUUGCCACUGAUAAUGUCAUUGUCUUUUAAAUUGUACUUCUUACUUUGCAUGUCAGUUGGACAAUUGUAGUUAUAUAAUGUCCAUUUUGGUGUGAAGUGGUAUGUGCAGAUGUUUAUAUUCUUCAGAUAGAGUAGAUUACUAGUAUUAGAUGCAUAUAAUUAAAUUAAAAGUAGAGACGUUGGUCAUUCAUAGUACAGUUCAAUCUGAAAAAAAGGUUCGGAACAAGACAUGUUAGGAUGCUUGCCGAGGGUGGGGAGUUAUGGUAUGUCAAACAGUAUUCUGUCCAGGACUUACCCUGAGAGCCCGCUAUUGCUAUGCUAUUUUCAUUAGUUCUUGGUACGUUAAUGUGGAACGUGGUACUUACUUAAGUAACUGUGCUUGGUUAUUUUAAUGUGUUGCACCUUCGUUACUUGGCAAAGCAGAGUGUUUUAUAAAGGGGAUUUUUUUCGCUGUUUGCUAAUGUUGGUAUCAGAAGACAAUUGAGUUGCUGUUCCAUCACAGUUUAUUCAGGUGGUUGUAGGUUCAAAAGUAUUGCAAGCCAGUCAUGCAAUUUGCUUCUAAUUCUGUGGGUUACGGACAACUCUGUGCUCGAUUACCUGGUAAUGCAUUUUAUAUUUGGUUCGUGUAAUGUACAAAUAUGAAGCCUAAGAUGCACUAAUCCUUGGGUUACACAACCGAAAAUUCUACCUUCUGUGCAACUUUUAAAGUUUGCUUUUGGUAAGGAUAAAAAUUACUGGGUUUUAAUGUGGCUGACCAAACCUAAUCAACCGUUUACUUAAUUUAUGUUCAUCUGCCUCCUGCUAAAAGGAAUGCAAAAUUUGGGCUUCUAACACAAGGAUUAAUGAAUCUUAAGCUACUGAUAUACAAGUGUAUCUUAAAGCCCUAAGGUGACAUGGUAUUAUACGUAGUACCUAUUUUUUUUUAUAUCUUUGGUUGAUCAUAUAAUUGGUUGUUCCUGCAAUUAUAAAUGAAUUGUAGCUAGUGAUCUCUUAUGAUUUGUGCAAUCUACCUGUAAUGGUGUCCACUCACGAACACUAAUUUGUUAAUUUCCAUACUGGUAUCCCAAAAAUGCGAUAUAACGGAAGUUGGGAACGGGAAUGGAGAAUCUUGUCUGGAGCCAGUGUAACGACAGUGCCGUUCAUCUUGCCAAUGACUACAGACGUAUCACUGGCCCUAACCCGUCAGCUUUUGUUUUGUCGGAGCUGGUUUGUCUGUGGUCUGGCAACGGAGGACACAGGGGCAGCGUUUAGGAAGGGGAUUGCAGCCGAGGCUAAUCUCGUAAUAUUAGUUGUUUUGUUUAGCUGUGAUACAGUGUAGUGGAAUAGUGCAGUUAACUCCUACUUGUAGUCUGUGUGCGCGUUCGAGAACAGUUGUCUUGUGUUUGCUGCCGAUGCAGGGCACGAUCCUUCGUUGUUUCUGCCGACUCGUCGCUGGUAAGCUUCUUCAAUGUUGUGAUCACGUGCGAUUGUACCAUUCUUUAUUUAUACGUCAGUCUGUGUUGUCAUUGUUUAUCAUAAUUUUGUAUGAAUUUUUUUUUUGUAAGUAGCAAUUUUUUUUAGCUGACCAUAAAUAGCUUUGUGACUUCUAUAGUGAAUGAUGUGAAAGAAUGUGUGUGUGUGUGUGUGUGUGUGUGUAUAUGUGUACGAGUGGUGAAACAAUUACAAUGCAUUUGGAACUUAUUUUUUGUAAUUAAUAUUAUUAAGAGUUUAACGUUAGGGUUUGCUUGUCCCGAGCUGCACUGUAUUUCUACGGGCUGAAAUUUAUUAAUUAUGUUUUCUAAUGAAUGGCUUGUCUGAAUGUUUACGAUUACAUGCUGUGGAAAGCUUUUGUAUUAACAGAAAGUAUAGAAUUGUAAUACCAGUAUUAAGCAGGGAAGAUUGGCUGCACAAAACUAUUUGUACCGUGUUUUCGUUGAUUUUGGUUUACGGUGGAAGACCAAAGCUGUGGAGGUGACCAGGUGUUUGGUACGUUUACGAUCUGAAGGUUACAAAAACAAACCUUUGCUUGCAGAGUAGCUGCAAUAUUUAAAAUUUUAUUACUUUCAUGGUAUUAUCAACUUAAUUCAAAAAAUAUUCCCAGGAAUGUUCAGGUUCCACAUUGCCAGUUUUUAUCUUCAAGCAAAGAGCAUAGUAAACUAAUUACUACCAUUUAACACUAAUAUAAUUACCUAAUUUUAGCCACUAGAAAUGUUUUGCUGUUUACAAAAUCAUUCGCUGUGUAGACAGUGUAAUUGGUUACAACUAACUGUCUGUAAACUAUUAUUAUUACGAACAUACUUGCCCGCACAAGCGAUGUGAGUUGCAAUGAUGUUUAGAUUAUGUGGACUCAAGUUUCGCCUUAUUAUUUUUCCUUGCUGUUAUAAUGUGAUGUUAGUUUUUGAUUGUAUCAUGGAUGUGUUUUGUAACUUUGUUUAGAGCACACACUAUCAGUUUGUCGAUCUCUCAUUGGAUAUAAGUUAUUAUUUUUAAAUCACGAUGAAUUACUUUGCGUAGCUUGACCGGUUCACAAUUUGACAGCCUCGCACUGUAGUUGCAGUCCAGUACGUGACGUGUAUACUUGGGUAGUCCUCCUGCUGGGAGGAAGUAAAGUUAAAGAAAUCACUAUAAUUCAUCACGUUUGGUUCGUUGGACUUUGUAGCCAUGUACAAAAAAGUGUUCUUUUAUUCUUACCUACAUUUAACUUUAUUUCUAAAACAAAAAAGUGUACAUUCUCUUUUAAAUAAAUGAUUAGAUAAAAAAAAAA
Molecule: messenger RNA, 8288 nt
Organism: Bacillus rossius redtenbacheri
Lineage: Eukaryota; Metazoa; Arthropoda; Insecta; Phasmatodea; Bacillidae
Product: protein strawberry notch-like
Exons: 26
Coding region: 457-4767 (1436 amino acids)
Biological process (GO): regulation of DNA-templated transcription
Cellular component (GO): nucleus
Molecular function (GO): chromatin DNA binding; histone binding
Source: RefSeq, a predicted model, not a curated record